This is a messenger RNA of Fimicolochytrium jonesii, 2205 nucleotides long. Its product is annotated as Aldehyde/histidinol dehydrogenase. Gene Ontology annotation, molecular function: L-glutamate gamma-semialdehyde dehydrogenase (NAD+) activity. Gene Ontology annotation, cellular component: mitochondrial matrix. The transcript is spliced from 10 exons. The coding region runs from base 155 to 1972 and encodes 605 amino acids. NCBI's taxonomy places the organism in Eukaryota, Fungi, Chytridiomycota, Chytridiomycetes, Spizellomycetales, Powellomycetaceae. The record is from RefSeq and is a predicted model, not a curated record.
AACAAACAUACGCUCAGUCCGAUGACUCUCGCCCCCGUCCCCGCGUUUCCCACUUUCGAAAAAAAAAAAACAGAACCCAGGAAACAAAACGGAAGCCGCUUGAGGCUUGGGACUCUUCUCCUCACCAACCAGCAAGCACACACUCCGAACAGAAAUGCACUUCCUUUGUAGAUCAGCUCGGUGCGCUUUGGCAACCCGCCCCACCGCUGCAGCCGCCACUCUCCUCCGCCCAGCGCUCCUCGCCACAUCACCCUUCCGAACGAGUGGUGAUGUCAGAGGAGGGGCCCGCGCCAUCAGCAGCUUGCAAACUCCCCAACUAGGCGCUUUUACGCUUCCUGAAGUGCGCAAUGAGGAUAUGCGCGACUAUGCACCUGGCAGUGUAGACAGAGUGAAGCUCCAGGAAGCGCUCGCAUCAAUGCGGUCCAAACUGCAAAACCAAGGUCCCUUCCAGGUCCCCGUAGUCGUAAACGGCGAACACAUUCACACAAAAAAGGUGCAGACCCAAAGCGUCCCCUUCGAACACAGCACGAAGCUCGCGACAUUCAGCGAGACGGACCCAGCGACCCUGAAGAAAGCCAUCGAGACAGCGCUGAAGGUCAAACCAGAAUGGGAGGCGAUGCCGUUCAACGAUCGCGCUGCUAUAUUCCUGAAGGCAGCUGACCUGUUGGCUGGGAAGUACCGCUACGAGGUGAUGGCCGCCACCAUGCUGGGGCAGGGGAAGAACGCAUGGCAGGCGGAGAUCGACGCCGCUGCUGAGCUAUGCGAUUUCUGGCGGUUCAACUGCUACUUUGCGGCGCAGAUCUACGCCGACCAGCCGGUCAAGAACAGUCCCACCGUGUGGAACAGGAUGGAGUAUAGGCCGCUGGAGGGGUUCGUGUUGGCGUACUCGCCGUUCAACUUCACUGCUAUUGGAGGGAACCUCGUCAGCGCACCUGCUUUGAUGGGCAAUGUGGUGCUGUGGAAGCCGUCGCCGAUGGCUAUGUACAGCAACUACCUCGUGUUCCAGAUCUUGAAGGAGGCUGGUUUGCCUGAUGGUGUGAUUCAGUUCGUGCCUGGAGACGCGGAGUCUAUUGCGAAGGAAUGCUUCGACCACCCGGACUUUGCUGGCUUGCACUUCACUGGUAGCACGGGCGUGUUCAAGAACCUUUGGAAACAGAUCGGCACAAACAUCGACAAGUAUAAAUCGUAUCCCCGGAUAGUUGGCGAGACGGGUGGCAAGAACAUGCAUUUCCUGCACAAGAGCGCAGACGUCCGGUCCGCCGCGUUACAAACCAUUCGUGGUGCGUUUGAAUACAGUGGGCAGAAGUGUAGUGCAACCUCUCGCGUCUACGUGCCCGACAACCUAUGGGACGAAUUCCGAACAAACCUGGUCCAGGAGAUAAGGAAGAUCAAGCAGGGUCCGGUUGACGACUUUACAAACUUCGUCGGACCUGUCAUCAACGAGCACUCAUUCGACAAGAUCUCCAAAUACCUCGAAAACAUCAAGACGGGCAAGGAGCCCAAGACCAAGAUCCUUAUCGGCGGGAAUGCUGUCAAGGACCGCGGAUACUACAUCGAACCCACCGUCGUGAUAACCGAGAACCCGCACUCGACAACCAUGAAGGAAGAGCUGUUCGGACCGGUCGUUACAGUCUAUGUGUACCCGGCUGACCAGUACGAGGAGACUUUGAAAGUCGCAGAACAAACAACCACCUACGCCCUCACCGGCGCCCUAUUCGCCCAAGACCGCACCGCAAUCAUCAAAGGCGCCAACAUCCUCCGCCACGCCGCAGGCAACUUCUACAUCAACGACAAGUCCACGGGCGCUGUUGUUGGGCAGCAGGCGUUCGGCGGGGGGAGGGGGUCCGGGACGAAUGAUAAAGCCGGGAGUGCAUUGAACCUGCUUCGAUGGGUCUCGCCGCGCACAAUCAAGGAGACGUUUGUGCCAUUGACGCAGUUUGAGUAUCCGUCCAACACUGCGGAUUUCAAGUAGGGGCGUAAGGUGUAAAAUUACAUGUAGAGCAGACAUGCAUAGGGAUUGCAGAUUCUGGCGUCUGUUCAGUUCCCCUAGGCGUAGGCUAGGCACCUCAAGACUGAAAGCAUUCGUGACAUUCAUUUCACAUCAAAUGGGUAUCUUCCCUCAACGGCUCAUCUUUUGCCGUGAAGAUUGUAUGAUCAAUAUCUGAUUUACAGAGAUAUGUAUAAUCAAAAAUAUAUAAGCAUGAC